Ictalurus furcatus (blue catfish) is the source of this 1360-nucleotide messenger RNA. RefSeq names its product Rho family GTPase 2 (gene rnd2). Gene Ontology annotation, molecular function: GTPase activity; GTP binding. The record is from RefSeq and is a predicted model, not a curated record. NCBI's taxonomy places the organism in Eukaryota, Metazoa, Chordata, Actinopteri, Siluriformes, Ictaluridae. Gene Ontology annotation, biological process: small GTPase-mediated signal transduction. The coding region runs from base 415 to 1128 and encodes 237 amino acids. The transcript is spliced from 5 exons.
CACCGUUUAGGACACGCCCAUCGCGCAAAUGUUAUGAAUGAGAACAAAGCGAGGCACGCCUUGGAAUCUGAUUGGAUGUCGGAGAUUUAGAAGGCGUGGUUAUGCAGAGCAGGUAACAGGCGUGAGCCAUGCGCUCGGCUGAACACUGAAGAGGUUACAGGGAGCGUGGCGUCACCGUGGGAACCAAGAGGCUGAUCUACUGUCAGAGGAGGUUUAAGGAGUCGCAGUUCUGCCUCUCUCCGUCUCUCAGAACGCACGACUCUCUUCUGAGCUCCACAAGCGAACUCUGUGUACUUUAUUUUUGCCCCGGUUACGCUCGCACCGCCACGCAGUCUGGCCGUGAACAGCGCAUGGUGUUCGGUAUUGCGGCUGUGCGCGCGCGGUACCGACGGAGACGCUGUCACCGGUGCGCUGAUGGAGGGGCAGGGGCAAGGGCAGAUUAGUCGCUGUAAGAUCGUGGUGGUCGGGGACACUCAGUGCGGCAAAACAGCCCUGCUGCACGUGUUCGCCAAAGACAGCUAUCCCGAGAGCUAUGUUCCUACGGUGUUCGAAAAUUACACCGCAAGCUUUGAGAUUGACAAACACCGGAUUGAGCUGAACAUGUGGGACACAUCAGGCUCGUCAUACUAUGACAAUGUGCGGCCGCUAGCAUACCCAGACUCGGAUGCGGUGCUCCUUUGUUUCGACAUCAGCAGGCCUGAGACUCUGGACAGCGUUCCAAAGAAGUGGCAGGCUGAGGCUCUGGAGUACUGUCCCAAUGCUAAGCUAGUCCUAGUGGGCUGUAAGCUUGACAUGAGGACGGACGUCAGCACCUUGCGAGAACUGUCCAAACAGCGCCUCAUACCCAUCACACAUGAGCAGGGCAGUCUGCGAGCACGGGAGCUCGGCGCUGUGGCGUACGUCGAGUGUUCCUCACGUAUGUGCGUAAACAGUGUGCGAGACGUCUUUCACAUCACCACUCUCGCGUCCGUCAGACGCCCCGCCACCGGGCUGAAACGAAGCUCCUCUCGCCGCACCCUCAAGCGCAUCUCCCAUCAGCCCCUGCUGCCAAUCAACUCCCACACCACACCCCUCGAACCCUCCCCUACACUCAGGAAGGACAGAGCCAAGAGCUGCAAUGUCAUGUAGAGAAAAAAAAAUGCAACAAACACAGAAACAAAUCAACACAGCUGUGUCCUGAGCUCGUCCUUCUAAACUGGAUUUCUCACAGCUGUGGUCUGUUAUGAAAUUAAAAUUCUAUGCUUCUAUGCUGUACAAAUGUGCUAAUGAGUGCCACAGAGGACUAUUUAUUGACCAUGAAGUUGUUGUUGUUUAUUAUUUUGUCACUGAAAGUAAGCAAGAAUACAGAGAUUUUAUGGGA